Molecule: messenger RNA, 2155 nt
Organism: Pyricularia grisea
Lineage: Eukaryota; Fungi; Ascomycota; Sordariomycetes; Magnaporthales; Pyriculariaceae
Exons: 5
Coding region: 234-1211 (325 amino acids)
Biological process (GO): purine nucleobase biosynthetic process
Cellular component (GO): cytosol
Molecular function (GO): methylenetetrahydrofolate dehydrogenase (NAD+) activity; methylenetetrahydrofolate dehydrogenase (NADP+) activity
Source: RefSeq, a predicted model, not a curated record
UAGAAGCAUUGCAAAUAGAGAUUAUUCUUGCACACAAGACCUGAUCCAGUGUUUGUUUGUCAGAUGGCCUACACGUGCAGAGCAGAAUAAAGUAGACGGGAAAAGACGGACACAGAGAGACCCUCGCCUUGUUGCUUUCCUUGCAAACACCAAGUGUCCGCAAGGUAGUACGAUUGCGGUUUAGCCCUGCUUCUCGCUUUGGAAUUCCGACCAUUACUUUUGCAUUUGAGAACAUGGAUUCCACCACAGAAGUACCGAAAACCUGCAAGGUUGUCACAGCAGAGACCAUUGCAAAGAGUCUCCUAGAGGAGGUUAGAUCGCAAAAGGGGACAGAUUCGAAACCUUAUCUGGCUGCUUUCCUGGCCAACGACGACCCGGCCGCUCUUCAAUAUGCCCAGUGGUCCAAAAAGACUUGUGAAGAAAAUGGGUUUGAAUUUGACCUGCGACAGGUUGGAAAGGAUGCGCUGGAAGAGGAGAUCAUCGCUGCCAAUGAGGAUUCCAAAGUAGACGGCAUCAUCGUCUACUACCCGAUCUUUCCGGGCAACCCCACGCACGACAAGUACAUUCAGGAGACAGUGGCUCUUGAGAAGGACGUUGAGGGCUUGUGCCACAAGCACCUCUACAACAUGUACCACAACGUCAGGUUUCUUGACCCUCCCACCAACUCCAAGAAGUCGAUACUGCCCUGUACGCCCCUUGCAGUCGUCAAGAUACUUGAGCACCUCCAGAUCUACAACUCGAUUCUGCCGUAUGGGAACCGUUUGUAUGGCAAGACCAUCACCGUCAUAAACCGCUCGGAGGUCAAUGGUCGUCCACUGGCGGCACUUCUGGCAAACGACGGUGCCAAGGUCUACUCUGUCGACGUCACCGGCGUGCAGCUGUUCACCCGCGGGCAGGGUAUUCGGCAGCCACGUCACCAAGUCCUCGACAAGGAGGAUUGGGGACUCAAGGAGUGCAUCCCACUCAGCGACGUCAUUAUUGGAGGCGUCCCUGUCGCUGAGUUCAAGAUCCCGAUCGAGCUCAUACGCGAGGGCGCUGUCUGCAUCAACUUCUCGUCCUUCAGAAACUUUGAUGGGCCUGCGGUGAAGGAGAAGGCGUCUAUAUACGUCCCGUCUGUCGGAAAGGUCACGAUUGCUGUGCUCUUGCGGAACCUAGUACGCCUCAUUGCCAACCGGAAUCCAGGUGUUGAAGCGGCAGCAUCAAAGUCAUAGUCUGGUGCGAGUGACAAGGUAGGACGAUACCAGGCAAGCAAGCCUUGGGAGACAAUAAAUUAGAAUGUGAAAAUCACCAAUCAUGUAGUGGCUCUGAGAGCCAUUCGGAUAGAGAUAUGGAAUUUUGCCCGUAUCAGUGCUACAAAGAACAAGGGGCUAGAAUGACGAAGAUAAAAGACUCAUCGGUGUGUGCCAUUUCAUCUAUAGCAUGGCAGCGUGAAGGAUCAUCUCUACAGUGAAGGUAGAAAUAGUUGAUAUGAUGUUGGGCUCAUUGGAUGCGGAAGACCAAUGUAACUACCUAGAUGAUGGCAAGAACCAUCGUGAUUUGAGUAUGUACUCUUUCCUAAGUGUUUGAUGGCGGGCAGGAUGUGGCACCAUAAACGCGCUCAAACGUGAGCGUUUUUUAAUUCUUUUUUUUCCUCCUUCUCUUAGAUAGUUGUGUUAUAAUUCGCCCAGAAAUGUCAGGACGGGGUACCUUUAGGCCUGGGUGGUAGUUGUCGCAUCUAAGUCUCGGGUUGGAAAGCACUACAUGUUCUAAUAUACGGUACUAUACAUAUAGAUGAGAGUGUAGCCAUGCUCGUUGUGUAUCCCAAUGAGUUGGCAGUGCAGUAGAAGUUAAAGCUCGCAAUCCCUGUCAUCAUAGAGAUGGUUGCAAUUGCUGUCGCAUUCAUCGAGAUAAAGGGAGGAAGUAUCUAGGCCGACCACCCUAUGAGGGGCGAUACAAUCCCCGAAGCAGUCCCUGUAGCGUUCUCCAGCAACGGUGGCGGUAAGGGCGAUAGCGAAAACAGCGAGGAUGGCAGUUAUGGAACGCAUUUUUAGAUUAAGAACCAACUAUACUUGUGCUGGCGAUGAUUUUGUCAGGAUGCAAAAUAUCCAAGCAAAUAUUGUAAGCCAUCGAAACAGGUAGCACUAUGGCAUAUGGGACGGAAUUUUCAACCUUGGAC